AUUUUCUCUAGGAAACCCCACUUGACCUGGUCAUACGCUUUGCUAAUGUCCAACUUGAGCACCAUCUUAGGAACACUUGGGAUUUUUUUUUGAAAGAUAGGUCGUCCAUUAAUAAAGCUCAGUGAAAGAGCCGUUAGAAAACGUCAUUAUGCAGAACAACUAUUCUGGUACGCUCCUCACACAAAACAUACCAAAAAGAUUAUCAAUACUUGGGUUUUUGUUGGCCCGAAUCGUGUGAAACUAGUUCAAAGGUAGUAAUCACGUUGUCAUGAAUUUGUCGCCCCUUGACAAAAGCACUUUGAAAAGGAGAUAUGAUUUGCAACAUCAUGCUCUUUAGUCAAUUCAUAAUAGACUUGAAAAUUAAUUUAUACACCACUUUGCACAAUGAUAUUGGCCUGAAGUCGGUAACACUACAAGGGUAUUCCCUUUUGGGAUAAGAGCAAUCAAAGUCUUUGGUUCACUGCUCUCAUUGUCUUCUAGGUCGGACUCCUUAGAGUUCACAUUGGAGGGUACAAAAUCUCAAAGAAUAAUAGCUUCUUCUAUGGGGUUCCUAAUCUCACAAACAAUGAUGCAUCUGGGAGCGUUCGUUUCAAGCUGUGCUGGUCGGGGGAGGGGCUCGGAGAUCCUGAUAUGUGGCGGUCUCGAUUAGUUUUACGUUCCCUUGGUUCAUGGUUGGUCGUUGGUGGUGGCGGUUGUGAAGGUGGAGGGCUGGCUAAGACAGUUGGCAAGUUUCUGAGCUCGCUAUGUCCCGACGCUGACGCGGGAGGUUCAGUCGCGGUUCACAAAAACGGUGGGGAGCUCGGUGGCAGCGACGUUGUCCUAGAUGGAGUGUCAUUAGGUGCCCAUAUAGUUUGGUUGUAGGCUUAUUGGGACUUGCUGCCAUGGGCUUUGGAAGUACGCUUCAAUUAUGCUGUGCUGAUGGGUGCACGACAUAAGCCAAAGAUCCGGGUACCAGAGAUGAUGCCGACGACCAUGGCGGUGAUGAAGGAACCCGGGAAAACCUUCUCUACGUAGGAAGGUUCCAAGAUGGUCGUUUUUACAGAAGUAGAUAAGAGAGAUAUGCUGAGAGCCAAGAGCUUGACCAAAGUGGCGGUGCCGCCUUCUCUUAUAGACCAUCCUUCUCCGGCUAACCUCCAAUCCACUCGCCUCGCUCUCCAUGUCAGCCAGGACGGCUCUUCUUGCUGGGUCUACAUCGCCUCCGGUUGCCAAAUUUACAAGCUCCAGGUUGCGUUGGACGAUUCUCUGGUCAGUGAAGGGAAAGAUAGCCUUCUGAUUCCUGUUCACAGGCAGGUUAUGAACUCAUUUAUGGUUAAUCGGUGCCCGCAUCGUUCAGAAAUACAGAGUAUUGUGCUUGCUGAAACUGAGAGCACUGGCUAUUCAAUGUUGGGAACUGUGGAUUCUUAUGGUCACCUUAUUGUAACUAAACUAGACACUGAUGGUAAAGAUGUAGAGAAGCUUAGUUAUUCAGUACUGCCUCGAGAUUGUGGCCUUGGAGAGAGUGGAUGGGCUGGUCUUUGCUUCAAUCCAAUACAAUUGUCCAUGGCAGCUGUUGCACGUAGCUUCUGCAAAACCGUUGAUGUUUAUGACCAGGAUAUUCACAUUAGGACAUUAUGUACACUCUUGUAUCCAACAUCACUGUGCUUCAUGCAAAGUUCGCGUUAUGGAAAUGAAAGCUCUAUACUAGCUGUUACAGAAGGUUGCCAGCUGAGUAUAUGGGACUUGAGAAUGAAAGAAAAGGGCGGCUGUCUACAACGAAUAUGUGGAUCACUUGGUGAUGACUUCUACACUGUUUGCAGUUCCUCAACUGGGAACAUUGCGGUCGGUGGAGCUGAUCGUACUGUGACGAUCUAUGAUCCUCGCAGAUGGGCCACGCUAUCAAGAUGGGUGCACUGCUCGAAAUAUGAGAUAACUGGACUUGCAUUCUCUUCAGUUGACUCCAACCAUAUCUAUAUACAAGGGGUUGAUUACGAGGUCUUCUGUGGAGACUGGAAAGAGAAUAGCAAGGUGAUUUCCUUUAGAGGAGAUUCAAACUGGCUUGGUUUUAGCAAGUGCCAGAACAGGGAUGUUGUCGGUGGAUGGUGCGACUCGGGUAGCAUCUUUGUAGCUGAUGUUGUAGACUUGUAG
Fragaria vesca subsp. vesca is the source of this 2124-nucleotide messenger RNA. RefSeq lists its product as uncharacterized. Lineage: Eukaryota; Viridiplantae; Streptophyta; Magnoliopsida; Rosales; Rosaceae. The transcript is spliced from 14 exons. The coding region runs from base 1027 to 2124 and encodes 365 amino acids. The record is from RefSeq and is a predicted model, not a curated record. Gene Ontology annotation, molecular function: protein binding.